GCAAGGAAGUACGUUCAAUGGCAGUCUUGAAACAAGCUGGUAGCAGUGAAACAUGGGGAUCAAGUUCUGGGGCUUUCUGGUCGCUUCUGUUUUGGUUGCUUACUAUAUUUACAGUCCCAUUCCAGAGAAUGUUGAGAAUCGUUGGAAGGUGAUGUUAAUUGGUGCUGUCUUUAAAGCUGUGGGAGAUGUGGCUACAAUUGCUGAGAAACUGGGCUUUGCACACUACAUGGAUAUUAUUAUGAAGAUUACAGCUAUGGACUAUACCCCACCAGUAUCAGACGAAAAAGUCAUUGUGACAGACACCAGAUUCAAUAAUGUUCCAGUUCGCUUGUAUGUCCCUAAAGGGCAACCUGAUUCCUUGAAAAGAGCAGUGAUUUUCCUUCAUGGAGGUGGAUGGUGUCUAGGAGCAUCAAGCAUGAAAUCUUAUGACCACCUGUCAAGAAGGACUUCAGAACGGUUGAAUGCUGUGGUUGUAUCAGUCGAUUACAGACUGGCACCUAAAUACCGUUUCCCAGUUCAGUUUGAGGACUCGUAUGCAGUUGUGAAGUACUUCCUGCAAAGCAAAGUUCUUGAACGAUACAACGUCGAGCCAAGCAGAGUGUGUGUUUCAGGAGACAGUGCAGGAGGAAAUUUAGCUGCGGCUGUGGCACAGCAGCUUCUCCAUGACCCUGAAGUCAAAGUUAAACUCAAGAUCCAAGUUUUAAUUUACCCUGCCCUUCAGACCCUUGAUCUGAAUCUGCCAUCCUAUAAAGAGAAUGGACACCUGUCAUUUCUGCCUAAGUCUUUAGUGGUCAGAUUCUGGAGUGAAUAUUUUACAACUGACACAUCUCUGAAAAUAGCAAUGGAGACCAACCAACAUGUUCCUGCAGAGUCGAGUGAUUUGUUUAAGUUUGUAAACUGGAGUAACUGGCUACCUGAAAGGUUUAAAAGGGGCCAUAUUUAUACCACACCAUCUCAUGGAAGUUCCAAGGUUGGGCAGAAAUACCCAGGGUUCCUGGAUCCCAGAGCAGCACCACUCUUGGUUGAUGACGUCAAAUUGCGAGGCUUACCUCUCACAUACAUCGUCACGUGUCAGUACGACGUUUUGCGAAAUGAUGGGAUUAUGUAUGUCUCUCGACUUAAGAAGGCAGGAGUUCCAGUGAUACACGAACACGCAGAGGAUACUGUUCAUGGGGCCAUGGCGUUCACUGAGAGCCCAUUCAUCCUAACUGCGGGACAGAGGAUAGAAAACAAUUACAUUGAGUGGCUGAAUGAGAACUUAUGAAGGAAACCAGAUGGAUGGAACGACUUCCGCUCUGAUUUAUUUGGGCUAGGUUUUAUGCUGUUUUCCAGAGAAAGAAAUUACUUUUUCUGUGAAUAAUGUUGACAUUGUAAUUGUUUGGAAAUUACAGAAUACCUUUCUUCUUCUGUUUGGGUGAUUUUUUUUAAAAAAAGCUUCAACAAUGUGUAGUUAAUUGAAUUUUUUCUUUAAAAAAUUAAAUCAAAGAAAUUAUAUUUUCUGGUUAUUCCAGGUGUCAAAUUUAUGUAUUGGACCUAUAGGUCAGAUGUCUUUGCUCACCUACCAUUCAAGUUAGUCAUAUCAUGUUAGCUAAGAUAAUUAUUUCAGUGUUCUGAAAAAGCCCUAUGGGAUGGGCUCAGUGGCAGAGUACGUACCAAAUUGAACCAUUGCAAACUAUGUAGACAGUACUGAGAUUGAUGGACCAGUAGUCUAACUUGGUACUGUAUAAAGUAUUGAUCCAAUAGGUGAUAGGGGUCUUGUACAUUAGCCUUGUUUGAAAAAGUUAUGCUACAAUCAAAACUUAGUUCAGGCACUUUUUAAACCUUUAUGGGCUGGAGGAGGGAAUGAGAUAACAGCUACACUGGAAAUUUGAAAUGGGAGAACAGGUACAUUACAGAAUGGGUGAAGUGGGAAGGAAGUCAUAAAGUGGAUUGAAAUGUCUGUUAAAAAGAUUUUUUUCCUGUGUGAUCUAAUGAUCAAGCUUGAAUA
Messenger RNA from Eublepharis macularius, 1987 nucleotides. RefSeq names its product arylacetamide deacetylase-like. The transcript is spliced from 5 exons. Gene Ontology annotation, cellular component: membrane. Bases 53 to 1264 code for a protein of 403 amino acids. Gene Ontology annotation, molecular function: carboxylic ester hydrolase activity. Lineage: Eukaryota; Metazoa; Chordata; Lepidosauria; Squamata; Eublepharidae. The record is from RefSeq and is a predicted model, not a curated record.